Messenger RNA from Adineta steineri, 894 nucleotides. Lineage: Eukaryota; Metazoa; Rotifera; Eurotatoria; Adinetida; Adinetidae. The record is from the annotation of a GenBank genome assembly.
AUGUCUAAAUACGAUCUUAAUGGUGAUCCAACGAAGGCUGGUCCUCAACCAAAAUUUAAACCACAAACACAAGACUCACCUGGUGAGGAAUAUAAAAUGGAUCCACUUCCAGAUUAUGGUCUUGAUAGUUAUAAAGGCACCGGCAAACUUCAAGAUAAAGUAGCUGUCAUAACUGGUGGGGAUUCCGGUAUUGGCCGAGCUGUUGCUCUCGCAUAUGCACGCGAAGGUGCAACAAUCAUUAUUUCAUAUUUAAAUGAACAUAAAGAUGCUCAAGAAAUUCAAAAAGCUGUUGAAGAAGCUGGCCGAGAAUGUAUCAUAAUUCCUGGUGAUAUUAGUGAAGAAACACAAUGCAAAUAUAUUGUUGAUACUGCAGUGUCGAAAUUUAAACGAAUUGAUAUCUUAGUAAACAAUGCUGCAUAUCAAGGAAAACAAGUUGAAGAUAUUCAAGAACUUGAUCAUAAACGAGUAGAAUAUACAUUUAAAACAAAUAUUAUUGCCAUGUUCGAUUUAGUUCGAUUAGCUGUUCCACAUAUUCCAAAAGGUGGAUGCAUCAUCAAUGUUGGCUCAAUUCAAGCUUAUGAUCCAUCAGCUGAAAUCUUAGAUUAUGCAACAACAAAAGCCGCUAUUGUUGGUUUCACAAAAGGUUUAGCUGAUAAACUUUUAGAAAAAGGCAUUCGAGUUAAUUGUGUCGCUCCUGGACCGGUUUGGACACCAUUAGUUAUCGCUUCAUUUCCAAAAGAAAAAAAUGCCGCAUUCGGUUCAAACUAUCCUAUUAAACGACCAGCACAACCAAGAGAAUUAGCACCAGCAUUUGUUUUCUUAGCUGCAGGAACUGAUUCAUCAUACAUAUCAGGUGAAAUAUUGGCCGUAACCGGUGGUAAACAAACCGCAUAG